GUAAUAUUUAUAUAUUUUAAAAUACAACGAAUUUCCCCCCUUGCGGCCUUUGCUCUUUCUUCCUCCUCUUCUUCCAUGGACGCUCCUCCGCCUCCUCCGCCCUCAAAAUCACCAGAACCCACUCUAUCCAAUUCUUCCAUCACCACGGACUGUAUCAACAAUGACGCCCAUGACAUCUUCCCUGAAGAUUCUUCUUCCCAAUUUCCAAGUCCUUCGGUCCAAAAUUCUUCUCCUUCCGCGGGAUCCAUGGAGGAAACCCCAAUAAAGGUGGCCAAUAAGCAGAAGAAAAAGACGAAGAAAAGGGCUCAGAAUCCGAAGGAAAACGCCGUAGCUCAACCAUCUUCUUCCUCUUCUUCUUCUCCGCCUCAGAGAGUAACGCGCGUAGCCAGUACUCGCCGAAACCCUCGGGUCGUGUUCAGGACGGCGCGUCGAAAUUCCGUUGCUGAUGCGGUUGCUUUUCGUUUUGGAAUGUCAAUGGCAGCUUUUGUCUCUCAGAUUCUUGAAAGGAAAGAUACAGGAGUUGAAAGGAUGUCCUCUGAUCAUCUUGCACUGAUCUGUGCUUCUGCUGUCCGAGAAUCUUUAGCCAAUGAUUUCGGGGAUACAUUUGAUUGUUUUGUAAGGAACUUUGAGAAAUCAUUCAGCAGUACACUUAGGACUCUUAAUUUAAUCAAGGAAUCUUCUGUAAAUAAGGGAGAUGACCACACAAAUGUGGAAGCUUCUCCUCCAGAUGUGCCUCAUUAUGUACGCGGAGGAGAUAGUGCAAGCAGUCUUAGUAUAGAAGGUUGUUCAACAGAAGAGCUCUUCCGUAGUAUUGAGCAUCAAUUAAAUAACGGAAACAACCACGAAAAUCACAUAAAAGCGAAAAUUUCUCCUCCAGAUGUGGAAGGUUGUGUACAUGGAAGUGGUAGUACAAGUUGUCUCGACAUAGAAGGCCAUCUAACAGAAGAACAUUUCCGAACUACUUUGACCGAAGGUUAUUUAAAUAAUAGUGCAGCAAUGAAACAUAAUACGGUAACUGAUCCCAUGAAUCUGGAGCUUGUAUUGCAUGGGCAAAGAGACCAGCUUAGUUGUGUGUCUUCUAGGCCAUAUGGAUCUGUGAGCAACCAGUCCAUGCUUAGCACAUUUGAUAAGUCUGUCAUGGAGCAAACACGUUCUAAUGAUCUUAAAACAUUGGAGCUUAGUCUUUCAAUGAGGAAAUUGAAGUUGAAAGAGACGCAGCUUGCUCUCAAUUUUGAUUCCAAUAAUUUGGAAAGAACAAAAUUAGCUAUGGGUGUAUCAAAGGCAUCUUUUAAAGUUGGAAAGUUCAAGACUCAACUAGAAGACGUGAGACAUGCAGAACUCCUCAGAAAAUGCAUCGACCUUCUAGUUGCUGGCUUGAUGAUCAUGGUGAUAUCUCUCUUUUAUGCAACAUAUGUUUAUUCAUACCAAAAAAUUACUGAAGCCACUGCAUCAUGCAAACCUUCAGAAACGGCUUCGAGGUCUUGGUGGAUUCCAAAUCCAAUGUCUUCAAUCAAUUCGGGGAUGCACGUACUCAGUUGUCAGUUUCAAGCUGUUUUCAGAAUGCUGUUUGGAAUCUUAAUGAUUAUUUGCAUUGCAUAUUUACUCUUGCAGCGGUCAGGGUCUUCGAAACAGACAAUGCCCGUCACUUUCAUGGUCAUUCUUUUAGCAUUUGUCUGUGGUUUUGUCGGCAAGGUUUGCGUAGAUUCACUGGGAGGAAGUGGAUACCAUUGGAUUCUAUUUUGGGAGAUCAUCUGUCUGGUUCAUUUCUUCUGCAAUGUCUGCACACCUACUUUGUUCUUUUUACUAUAUGGACCUGUUAAUGCCUCACAAGAAAUGAAAGACAAAAUAAGGCUUCCAUAUUGGAUCCGUAGAGUCGUAUUUUGGGCGACUUUGCUUCUGAUUCUACCAUUGCUCUGUGGUCUUAUCCCUUUCGCAGGCCCAAGAGAAUGGAAAGAUCAUAUUCUGUUGCGAAUCAACAAUUAUCUGUGGGGUACUGAGGAUUGAAGAGAUUCAACAUAUUUAUCAUUAUAAAAUUUGUUAUUUGUCUCUUUUUAGUGUAUGCUUGUACUAUAAAUUUCCAGUUGUGUUAAGCCUUGUAUCAAAACUAAAAUAACGCAGCAGCAUACUUGUGUCUCUUAUGGUGGACUAGUCUAAUUUAUAAUAGGAAUAUGAUGUAUAUCAAUUUUUGUGUACUUUCUUUUAUCAAGCUAUUGUAAUUUAAAUAUGAUGUAUAUUAACUAUCACAUUUAAAUGUAUAUGCUUUUCGUUUGGAUAAAGCUAUAAUAGAUUUAGAGUUGGUUGGUUU
Cannabis sativa is the source of this 2305-nucleotide messenger RNA. Its product is annotated as protein CPR-5. The record is from RefSeq and is a predicted model, not a curated record. Lineage: Eukaryota; Viridiplantae; Streptophyta; Magnoliopsida; Rosales; Cannabaceae. The coding region runs from base 76 to 2004 and encodes 642 amino acids. Gene Ontology annotation, biological process: defense response; leaf senescence; trichome morphogenesis. The transcript is spliced from 5 exons.